AUGGUAUCGAUAUUCAAAGCGCGAGCGGUAUUCCCGCCUGUAGAGUCUCUCCCUAGGUCAUACUUCCUGGGUCAUCAUGCUGCGGGUCUGUCCAAGAUGAACACGCUAUUGUCGCAAAUCGACCUGAUUGUCGAGUGCCGUGAUUACAGAGUCCCACUAACCUCACGUAACCCGUUGUUCGAACAGAGUCUGGCAGGUCGCGAGCGCAUCAUCAUCUAUACCAAGCGCGACUUGGGUAGCAACAACAAGCCUGCCGACAAGGAGAGAGAGAACAUCAUUCGCAAAUGGCACAAACCCUCCGAGGUCCUCUUCUCCGACCACAAAGACAAGAAGGACAUUCGCAAAGUCCUAGCCUUCGCUCGUCGCUACUUCGAGAACAGCACGUCCUUGACCGGUUCGCGCAUCAUGGUCGUUGGCAUGCCCAAUGUUGGAAAAUCUUCGCUGCUCAACGCUCUGCGAAAAGAAGGAGUCGGAAAGGGGAAAGCGGCACACACAGGCGCUCAGCCAGGUGUCACGCGCAAGAUUUCAACAAGCGUCAAGAUCAUCGACAGCACCGAAGAUGGAGAGGGCGUAUACUUGCUCGAUACUCCUGGUGUCUUUAUACCCUACGUCCCCGAUGCCGAAGCCAUGCUGAAGCUUGCCCUGUGCGGCAAUGUCAAAGACACCAUUAUCCCACCUGCCACUCUUGCCGACUAUCUCCUCUAUCGUGUCAACCUGAUCGAUCCCACCCUCUACAAGGAAUACUGUCCACCUACGAACGACAUCAUCGAACUGCUCAAUGCCAUUGCACAUAAGACUGGUCGUCUGCAAAAAGGUGGUGAACCAGAUACCGAGGCCGUUGCUUUGUGGAUAAUACAACGCUGGAGAAACGGUCUCUGGGGCCGCUUUCUCCUCGACCAAGUUUCCGAAGGCGGUCUACAAAAGAGAAUCUUCGAAGAGUCCAGUAUGGGCGGCAGCAUGAAUCAGGCCAGGAGAGCCGACAAAGAAGCCCGCAAACUGAGAAACAUCAGAAGACAUGCUGGUACCAGCGACUGA
Aureobasidium pullulans EXF-150 is the source of this 1035-nucleotide messenger RNA. Its product is annotated as GTPase. The transcript is spliced from 2 exons. Bases 1 to 1035 code for a protein of 344 amino acids. Lineage: Eukaryota; Fungi; Ascomycota; Dothideomycetes; Dothideales; Saccotheciaceae. Gene Ontology annotation, cellular component: mitochondrion. Gene Ontology annotation, molecular function: GTPase activity; GTP binding. The record is from RefSeq and is a predicted model, not a curated record.